AUGAACUUUGUCACAACAAAGCAUGCAAACUGGUCUGCAAGAAAAUACUCUGCGGUAUGUUCAGAGCAUUUUACUGAAAUUGACUAUGAAAGAUACCUCGUCGAGAUACCUGGGAAAAGGGAAUAUACUUCAAGAUUAAAGAAGGAUGAUAUAGGUAUAACUGCCUAUCCUAGUGUGUUCAAGAAGUUGAGCAAUUUCAUGAACGAGAUAUCUCCUCGUGAGAAACGAAAAGUAUGUUUAUGUAUUUAUAUAUUUAUGUAUUUAUAUGUUUGAUGUUUACAAUCAUUUGUGAUUGUGGUAUAGCUUGUUUAGUUUUUCUCUGUAUAUUUGACUUGCAUCUCUUUUAUUGUUAAGGCUAAGAAAGACAUCUGAAGGAUAUUACAUAAGACAUAUUCGUCGUCUGUAGCUGAAGAGCUUGAGGACAAUAUGCAAGAAGAGGAGACAUGUGAUUCUUUUGAGACAUGUAAGACAAGUGGGGCAAACAACAUUCAUGUCGAAGAAUUCAAGGAUUCUCUUUUGUUCGAACAAGUAAGGGUUUCUGUAAACUAUUUAUAAAUACUAUUAUAUCACACUUGUGUCGGUUUUCUUUGAUCGUCCGAGGUUUAUAACUAGGUUAUAGACCUUGACUAAAUUAUUGAAUUAAACUUGUAGACAAAACGUGAGAAAUUUUCAUUAAAAAUUUUUGAAAAUGACAAAAUAUGUUAGAAAAGUGUGAUAUAAGUUAGUUAUAAACCUCCUACUCGGUUUAUAACUCUAACUUAAACAGUACUAGUGUGGAUGUUAGGUUUUUGUUUGUCAAUCUAUACUGUAUGAAUAUAUUUAUAUUAUAAUUUUAGUAGUUUGUCAACAGCAAAACCCAUACAGAAGCCCAGGAAUGUGAAGAAUGCAAAGGUCUUUUGGCUAAAAGCAAACACUAUCAGAGUGCCUGGUUGACAGCAAAGUUUAAAUUAAAGGAUCUAAAAAAUGAACAAAAAACUAUUAAUCAAGGUACUGUGAAAUAUUUCUAAAACUGAUAAUCACCUAAAGCAGACAUUAUGUUUUUGACAAAUAUAUUUUCCCCCAAAUCAUGGUGAUUGGAUAUAAAAUGCCAUUAUUACAUGUAGCGAAACAAAAUAUUUUGACACUGGCUAUAUAGUAGGUAAGUUUCAAGGCAAGUAUAAGGUAAGUUUCAAGGUAGUGACAGUGCUUGUAUGGUCAACUGUAUUAGUAAAAUGUGUCCUAAUGUGUUUCCAAGUGCUAAUGAGAAAUGCAGAAAUUUUGCUGGCUAAAAUUUCAAUAUUCUUUUUAUUCAAUCCAUUUCAGACAAUAGCAACGAGAAGCAUGCAGGACCAUUAGAUGAAGAACUGUCAGUGGAAAAGUUUAAUAGACAAAAUGCCAAAUAUUUCUCAUUCAGAUGACGAUGGUGAAUAUAUCAUUGAAGAGGAAGAUACGAGUCAGUCAGAUGAUAGUGGUGAAGAUGAUGAAGAGCAAUAUCCUGUGCCAAGGUAUUGUGUACAGACUUGGUUGUGAUCAAUUAAUUUCGAAAUGGGUUCGGUCAUGCUUCGAAUUGCUCUUAAGUUGCUCAUAAUUUUAUGGUUAAAGAAGCCUGGUUUUACUACAGCAAGCUCCGUUUGUUACGUCUUUCAUGGUGAGGAAGCAAUUGAUCCUAACCAGACGUUGGUCUAUCAAUCGCUAUGGUGUUAUCAGCAAAUAUACGACGCACAAGUCGGCAGGAAAGUAGAUUUACAGUUAUUGUUAAUACUUAGUGGCGAUGUUGAACUGUGCCCUGGCCCAGAAUGCGGGGAUUGCCUAAAUAUCAACCCAAGAAUGUUUGAUCAAACAGAGGGGUUUGAAGUGUUUUCAUUUAAAUGUACGGGGUCUGUGGAGCAAUUUAUGUCAUGUUACUGAGCUUUUAACUGCACACACGGAUAUUGGUAUUUUCACGCUCAGUGAAACACAUAUACAAGACGAACCCGAUGAACUAUACGUUAAACGGCUAUUCAUUUAUUAGUCUUCCACGUUCUAAUGGUUUAGGAGGAGGUGUUGCGGUGUAUAUUUCUGAGCAAAUAAACUGGACGAGGAGAUAUGACUUGGAAUCUGAACUCGAAUGUAUUUGGUUAGAGAUUUUCCCAUACAAAACAAAAAGCUUCUUAAUCUGUUCUAUGUACCGACCUCCAGACACUUCCUCCUAUACUCAUGCAAAUUUCAAGAACCUAUUUGCAGGUAUGUUGGAUUUGGCAACCGCAAACUUGAAAGUAGUAAUCGUCAUGGGGGAUUUGAAUGUCAAUUAUCAUAGAAAUGAGGAUAAUACUGAGAUAAAAUCCAUUAUUUCGGUAAAUGGCUUUAAACAAAUAGUAAAAGAAGCAACUCGUACUACGGAAAAUACCGCCACAUUAAUUGACAUUAUCAUAACUAAUAACCCAUCAGUUAUUGCGUGUACAAAAGUUGUUCCGAUAGCCUUCAGUGACCAUGACUUGAUUGGCUGUGUAAGAAAACAACAUCAUUUAAAAUAUGUACCGAAAGUUAUUAAUUGCCGAAAUACGAAGAACUAUAGCAAGGAACUGAUGUGUGACGAAUUAUUUAAACAAGAUUGGACUCCUGUUUAUGAGUCAACUGAUGUUAAUUACGCCUGGACAUGCAUGAAAGAUAUUAUUUCAUCGUGUUUUGACAAGCUAGCAUCUAUCAUAAAGAAACGUAUCCGUGGAAAACCAUCUCCGUGGUUAACUGAUGAGAUAAAAAAGGCAAUGAACACUCGUGACAUAUUAUUACGUAAGUCAAGGAAAACAAAGUUUGAAUCUGAUAUAAUUGCAUAUAGGAAAAAGCGUAAUGAG
Messenger RNA from Paramuricea clavata, 2810 nucleotides. The record is from the annotation of a GenBank genome assembly. NCBI's taxonomy places the organism in Eukaryota, Metazoa, Cnidaria, Anthozoa, Malacalcyonacea, Plexauridae.